This is a messenger RNA of Colletotrichum navitas, 726 nucleotides long. RefSeq lists its product as uncharacterized. The transcript has 3 exons. The record is from RefSeq and is a predicted model, not a curated record. Lineage: Eukaryota; Fungi; Ascomycota; Sordariomycetes; Glomerellales; Glomerellaceae. The coding region runs from base 1 to 726 and encodes 241 amino acids.
AUGAAGGCCACUCUCAUGCUCACCACCCUCUUCGGCGCUGCCGUCGCCAGCCCAGUUGCCAUCGCCAACGUUAAGGUCACCGAGGUCCAGGAGCGCGAUAUCGAGCCUCGCGUGUUGUCAAUCCUUACCAACCCCAUCCGUGUCUCUGCCUCCCUGAGCAUCCCCACCUCGACCCCCCUCCCCAGCCAAACCGCUCCUACAGGCGACCCCACGAGCCUUACCAUGGCGAUGAAGAACAUACUCCUCAAUGCCCAGAAUGCUAAUGCGGGUAUGGGUGGCGGCCUCAGCCUGCCUAACACUGAUGCUCUCUCCAACAAUCCUGUUGCUUCCAUCGCCAAUGGUUCCAUCACCAUCGACCAGCUCCGUACUCUAAUCAACAAUAUCGUGACUCAAGUCCUGGCUGCCAUCGGCCUCGGCCAAAACCUUUCCCCGGAUCUCAGCACAGAUCAGCUCAAGCAGGUGGCGACCAUCUUCGAUGUGAUCCAACAAGUCCUCACUGCCCUCAAGUCACUCCCCAAUCUCACCUCCCCUAACGGCGUCUCCGGCGCUGAUGUUCCAUUGAACCUGCAGCCCCUCCUUGAUGCUGUCUCCGGUAUUCUCAACAAUAUCGCUCAAUUACUUACCGGCGCCACCGGUGGCUUGUUGGACGGACUCCCCAAUUUCUUGAGCAGUCUCUUUGGCAACAAUGACAUGGACAAUGUCUUGAGCAGCCUCCCCACCGUUUAA